Molecule: messenger RNA, 1686 nt
Organism: Tricharina praecox
Lineage: Eukaryota; Fungi; Ascomycota; Pezizomycetes; Pezizales; Pyronemataceae
Exons: 7
Coding region: 307-1686 (459 amino acids)
Molecular function (GO): oxidoreductase activity
Source: RefSeq, a predicted model, not a curated record
AUUCUCUUCGAGAAUGAUUGGGGGAUCAGCGUAUGCACCCCCACCCGAGCCCUGCACCAACUCGGUUAUCUCCCCAGCCUCCCCACUCCCCGGCAGGCAGCGGACUGGGUAGUCAAUGCUUAUGUCGCAGUGGCAUCCAAAAAGGGCUCACGCCGACUUGACGCUAUCUUCACCUGGACGCUCUUACGACGACGGGAUCGAGUGUUAUUAUUGAUUUACCAGACAGAUCGCCGCUAACUAAGGCCUGGUUCCGUUGGGGCCUGACGUUGCCCUAUACAGCCUUUUCGAUAUCGUAUUGCACGAUCCAUGAGACGGGAAGUCCUUCUGCGAUUCUCGCAGACCCCCGGAAUGGACAGCAGCACCAUUCCGCCGCCGCUACCGGGUCUCGCGGUCGAGGACAACAGUAACCAUGAAGUCAACUCCACCGGGGCAGCUCGUCGACCAGCAGAGUCACCUCGAGUGCCCAUAGGCUUCCUAUUGUCUCAGCCUGCCGGACCACCGACCAUCAUCAACAUGCACUUCAGAACCACCAUCGUCACGCUCCUUACCGGUGUUAUUGCCCUUUCGUCGGCAUUACCGUCGGCACAGUCGGACUCUCGAAAGUCCAGUGAAGCACAGCACAGCAAAGGAAAGCACACCGGCAAAGAACAGUGCAGCGAUCCGAUUGUUCGCCGCGAGUGGCGGCAUCUGAGCAUGCAUCAGCGAAAGGAUUACCUCCGGGCGGUCAAGUGCAUGAUGGCGAAACCCCCGAAGCUGGGUAGUUAUGCCGAAGGGAUCACAACGCGAUGGGAAGAUUUCAUCUGGAUACACCAAUCUAUGAUGCCAAUGGUCCACUGGGUCGGACACUUCCUUCCGUGGCAUAGGCUCUUCCUCUACGAGUAUGAGCGCGUCCUGAGAGAGGAAUGCGGUUACGCUGGCGGAGUUCCUUAUUGGGACCAAUCGAAAGACUACCGCGACAUCCUCGCCUCGCCUCUACUGAACGGCGAAGUCUCCUUCGGAGGCAACGGUAAAUACGACCCAGACGCGCCGCUGUCCAGACUGCCGACCUUCCCCACCUUCGACUACACCGGCGGAGGUUGUAUCCAUAGCGGUGCCUUCAAGGAUGAGGUAAUCCAUCUCGGCCACACGAACGACAGCUCGUACCACGAGCGCUGCCUCAAGCGCAAUAUCGUCCGCGAGCCCGCACGGGAGUGGUUGAAGCCCAGUCGCGAAGUCGACGUACUUAAAAACCCCAACUACGAGCGGUUCGCCGUCGCCCUUGAGGGUAAUCUCGACUGGAACACGGAUUUCGGAAUCCACAAUGCUGGUCAUCUCUGCAUCGAAGGAGACAUGGCCGACGUCUUCAUCUCGCCCGGAGACCCUCUUUUCUACGUGUUCCACGCGAACAUCGACCGUAUCUGGUGGAAAUGGCAGCAAGCGAACCCGUCGGCACGGCGUUUCGACGUUGGAAACCCGAUUGCGCCCAGGGUCCCCUUGUUUGCGGACCUGUAUCCCAACCCUCCGCCGGGCAAUGUCACGCUCGACUUUGAGCUUACCAUGGGACCGUUGGGUGGUAAUCGGUUGACGGUGGAGACUGCGCGGGUCAUGGAUACGCGAGGGACAACUCCGGAUGAGUUUGAGGCUGGAUUGCUUUGUUAUACGGCGUGGCCCGGGAGUGGCGGAGGCAAGGAGUGGGACGGUGUUUAA